GGGAUCGAACCUGCAUCUUCAUGGAUACUAGUCAGAGUCUUAACCUGCUGAGCCACAACAGGUACACUGGCUUUUAUAUUUUAACUGUGCUGGAAGUGGCUGUGUUCAUGUCAUUCGCCUUAAAUCCCCCAGUAUUAUUGUUUGUUUAAUGAAUGGGUUAAAUGGAAAAUAUUGAAAGUAAGAUGUCAGGCUAUCAAGGACAGACUUCAAGAAGCAAACCUUGUCAUCAUGGCUGAUAUAUCUGUGCGGUUCUUAACUUUUUCACAUUUCAAAACAGUAACUUCAGCAUGUUUGAAGCAAUAUUGGUGGCGUUAAGGUUACUGCGUGGCUUCCCAAUGAAGAUAAGUUGAAAUCACAUCCUUUAACAUACAGUGAUUCAAUUAGUCGGUUAAGUAAACACCGAUCCCCGUUAUAUAUGACAAAAAGGAUUUCAGGUUCUGGGAAACUUGGAAAGUACUGAACUUGGGUUUGUCUCCGAGGGUGCAGUAAACGGUGAGGCCUCUGGGCGUCGCUGUUCACCACUCAAGGAGGAAACGGCCGCUAGUCCACGUCCUCGCUUCCAAAGAGCCAGGAACCAGCAAAUCACACCCAGAAGAUCGGGGGCUGUUUCCAAGCUCAGCCUCGCAGCCAGCCAGCUCCGCGACGUAUAAAUUAGGCCCAUGAAAGGCUUAGUUCCUUGAGAAAAUAAGAUCGGAGUCCGUGGUGGGAAAUUGGAACCCAAUUCAGAGAAAAGAAUUCACCAAAAAGGAAAUGCCCCGUUACCUGAGACUCGGAAACCGCGGGGGACUGGCUCUGCUGUGCGCGCUUCUGGGGACGCUGUGCAAGACCGGAUGCGGGCAGAUCCGCUACUCGGUGCCAGAGGAACUGGAGAAGGGCUCCUUCGUGGGUGACAUCGCCAAGGACCUGGGGCUGGAACCUCGAGAGCUGGCGGAGCGCGGAGUCCGCAUUAUUUCGAGAGGUAGGACGCAGCUCUUUGCUCUGAACGCGCGAAGCGGCAGCCUAGUCACCGCGGGCCGCAUAGACCGGGAGGAGCUCUGCGCCCAGAGCGCGCGGUGCCUAGUAAAAUUUAACAUUUUGGUUGAAGACAAAUUGAAGAUUUUUGAAGUAGAAAUAGAAAUUAGAGAUGUUAAUGACAAUGCUCCUGAUUUUCUAACAAAGGAUUUGGAAAUAAAAAUUGGUGAACUAACGGCUCCUGGAACUCGAUUUCCACUUAAGACUGCGUUUGACCCGGAUGUGGGCAUGAACUCUCUGCAGAACUAUCAGCUCAGCCCCAAUGAUUACUUCUCCCUGGCGGUGAAGAGUGUCUCUGAUGGGACCAAGUACCCAGAGCUGGUGCUGGAGCGGGCCCUGGACCGUGAGGAAAAGACAGUUCACCAGCUUGUCCUCACUGCUUCUGAUGGCGGUGACCCCGUCCGUUCUAGCACCUUGUGCAUCCAAGUGAUAGUUCUGGAUGCAAAUGACAAUCCACCAGUAUUUACUCAGCCUGAGUACCAAGUAAGCGUUCAGGAGAACUUGCCAGUCGGCACCCGGCUGCUCACAGUGAAUGCCACCGACCCUGAUGAUGGAUUCAAUGCUCAAGUGUCCUAUGUACUAGACAAAAUGCCUGGAAAAAUCGCUGAGAUUUUUAAUCUCGACUCAGUGACUGGAGAUUUAUCAAUAUUAAAAAGUCUAGAUUAUGAGGAUGCUACGUUCUAUGAAAUUAAAAUUGAAGCACAAGACGGACCGGGUCUCCUUUCCAAAGCUAAGAUUCUGGUCUCAGUUCUGGAUGUGAAUGACAAUGCCCCGGAAGUUACAAUUACUUCUCUCACAGGCUCAGUCCCAGAAGAGGCUAAUGGGGGAAGGGAAAUUGCCCUCAUCCACGUGCAUGACCGAGAUUCUGGGCAAAAUGGACAAGUCACAGUAUUUGUCCUGGGAAAUAUGCCAUUUAAUUUAGAAAAAUCAAUAGGCCAAUAUUACCGCUUAGUGACAGCCAGAUCCCUGGACCGUGAACAGGUGUCUGAAUAUAACGUCACUCUCAGAGCUACUGACGGGGGACGUCCUCCUCUGUCCACGGACACUCAUAUCACCCUGCAUGUGGCCGACAUCAAUGACAACCCGCCUACCUUCCCUCACGCCUCCUACUCUGCCUACAUUCCCGAAAACAACCCCAGAGGUGCCUCCAUCUUCUCUGUGACCGCCCAGGACCCUGACAGCAUUGAAAACGCCCACAUCACCUAUGCACUGAUGGACGAGACCAUCCAGGGGGCGCCUCUCUCCACCUAUGUCUCCAUCAACUCCGAUACAGGUGUACUGUAUGCCCUGCGCUCCUUCGACUAUGAGCAGGUUAGAGACCUGCAGCUCCUGGUGAUAGCCAGUGACAGUGGGGACCCUCCACUCAGCAGCAACGUGUCCGUGAGCCUCUUCGUGCUGGACCAGAAUGACAACAUACCUGAGAUUCUGUACCCCGCCCUCCCCAUGGAUGGAUCUACCGGUGUAGAGCUGGCACCCCGCUCUGCAGAGCCGGGCUACCUGGUGACCAAGGUGGUGGCGGUGGACAGAGACUCGGGCCAGAACGCCUGGCUGUCCUACCGCCUGCUCAAGGCCAGCGAGCCCGGGCUCUUCGCGGUGGGGCUGCACACGGGCGAGGUGCGCACAGCGCGGGCCCUGCUGGACAGAGACGCCCUCAAGCAGAGCCUGGUGGUGGCGGUCCAGGACCACGGCCAGCCCCCCCUCUCGGCCACUGUCACGCUCACCGUGGCUGUGGCUGAUAGCAUCCCAGAUGUGCUGGCUGACCUGGGCAGCCUCAAGCCUUCAGCGGACCCCAACGACUCGGGCCUCACGCUGUACCUGGUGGUGGCGGUGGCGGCGGUCUCCUGUGUCUUCCUGGCCUUUGUCAUCGUGCUGCUGGCGCUCAGGCUGAGGCGCUGGCACCUGUCGCGUGUGCUGCAGGCGUCAGGAGGCGGACUGGGUGGCGUGCCCGCGUCCCACUUCGUGGGCGUGGACGGGGUGCGGGCUUUCCUGCAGACCUAUUCACACGAGGUGUCGCUCACCGCGGACUCGCGGAGCCACGUGAUCUUCCCGCAGCCCAACUAUGCGGACACGCUCAUCAGCCAGGAGAGCUGUGGGAAAAGCGAGCCUCUCCUGAUAUCUCAAGACUUACUUGAAACGAAAGGAGACUCCAAGCAACUUCAGAACGCAGAUGCGGCUCUUAUGCACCCUCAAAACACCUAACGAACAAGUACUACCCUCACCUCUCCAAAGUCCAAGGUGCU
Sus scrofa (pig) is the source of this 3251-nucleotide messenger RNA. The record is from RefSeq and is a predicted model, not a curated record. Lineage: Eukaryota; Metazoa; Chordata; Mammalia; Artiodactyla; Suidae.